AUGCCUUCCUCUACCGUAUCCGACGAUGCAAGCGAGAAGAAACCUGCUGAAGGGGAAACUCAACUCGACAAUGAUGAGGGGCCUGAGGUCGAGAAUUCGACCUACUACUCGUCCCGCAGAAGAAAAUCUAGCAGAGGACUGAUGGGCGUGAAGACACGCGAAUAUUUAGUUAAAGAGAAUGAUCCAUUCGACUACGAACAGAAAUUCCCUGAAGACAAGCAGUAUGAAGAACUGGGACCUGCUGCCAGGGUAUGGAGGACGUACCUUGAAGAGUGCGCAGGGUUUGACAUCGAGAUGGUGGAGGGUUGGAGGGACGGAUUGGAUGUUCUGCUAGUUUUCGCUGGUCUUUUCUCUGCCGUGGUCACCACGUUUGUCGCACAGACGUCCCAGAGCCUUCAAGUCGACUAUGGUCAAGUCACGUCGUCGCUGCUAUUCGAGCUCAUCGAUGUCCAACGCGUCCGCAGCCAAUGGUUCCCUCAAUUUCGUCCUACAACUUCCGAUUCGUUGGUCAAUGGACUGUGGUUCACGAGUCUUUCAUUCAGUCUGACUACCGCGCUCUUCGCUGUCCUGACAAAACAAUGGAUCCAUCAAUACAUGACAGUUCGGUCGGGCACGCCUCGAGAUAGAUGCCGUGUACGUCAUUUCCGAUACAUGGGACUGCAGCAGUGGCGUGUGGCUUUUAUUAUUGGGCUACUACCGGUCCUGAUGAGUGCAUCGCUUUGCGUCUUUCUAGUGGGUCUAGUUGUUUUUCUAGUCCCGCUGCAAGUGCCAAUUGCAUCCGUUGUUGGGGCUGUCACGUUCAUCUCCUUCGCUGCAUACUUCGUCACCAACUUCCUGCCCAUCAUAUACCCCUCGUGCCCUUACAAGACGCCGUUGUCACAGUACAUUUUCCCCUUGUAUUCCCACAUUGCCCAUAACGGCAUCUUCACUUCAGUCAUCUCCCCGAUUUCCAGAUACUGGUCUGGAUCUUCACCAGUUCCCAAAAAGCCUCCGAUUCGUACACUUCGAGAAGCAGAGCGUGAAGCUGUUAAGUUGAGUGCCGACGAAACAGACGCGCGCGCCUUGUCCUGGCUGUUCUCCGUGUCAUCCGACCCUAGCGUUCAAAGGAUUGUUGUAGAAUCAACUGGUGCUUUGCCAAUCCGAUCUGUGAACUCCGUACAACGUUAUGCAGAAGGGCUUCCGAGUGUCUGUGCCUAUACGCUCAAAGAACUUCUGGAUGAUGCCCAGCGAAGUGAUGCUCUUGUCGAUACAAGCAAGAUGGACCGCUGUAUCCGUGCACACCUUCGCUUUCAGUUCUGGGAUGCCUAUAUUGGAAUAUAUAGUAGGCAGGACCAAUUGGCGCCGGACCUUCGUGCGGAACUUUUGGCUACUGAAACAUACAUGGACUGCCGAAAUGUCCAGGACCUGAUUGUAGCUAAUCUACGAACCCCGCCAGUCAGCCAGAGCCUAUGUCUGCAGCCCAUCGUGUGGGGUUGUCUUCUUUCCAAGAUCCUACCCUUGGACCGGGAAGUGUAUGAACUUCUGUUCCAUGCACUUCCGACAAUCUACUGGCAUGCCGAUUACAAACUUCCUCCCCAUUUCCUUCCAAAUAAAGGAUUACCAAUAUCGAUGAUACCCACAGGUGACCGUCCAGAGACUCUUUUUGUAGCCAUCUCUGAAUCCCUAUUCGCGUCUAUCGGCGAUAUCUUGCUCCAAGGCGGUGCUAGUUUCAUGGUCCAGGAUAGUGUAUUCUAUCGUGAUCCCACAUCCCAGCUCUCUGAACCCAACGAUCCCCGAGUUCGCUUUCUCUUGAAUAUGGCAGGUUCCCCUUCGAUACACAGGAUGGAAGCACUCGAUUCCUCUCGGGGAACACUUUUCAGUGCCAUCCUAUGGAGCAUCAUGGCUUACAUGGGUGUCGAAAACUAUAUGAUUCAUUUGUCUGCAGGCAAUGUGUCCCCCAUUCUUCUCGACAAUAAUCGCUCCGCCAUACUGAGGCUGCUCUACAUGUUGGUUUUAUCAGACGAGUGCGGCGUUGGCAGCGAUUCAAUGUUCGCUGAAGAUCGGUGUAUCACCUUGAUCGCUUUCUUUCGGGUUCUCAACUGCAUAUCCCCUCGCCCCCCCGAAGAUAGCUUUCCUGCCGAGUUGGUGGCCAAAUUUGUGUCCAUUGCUUUCCAGGAUGAUACGUGGUUUUCAGACGCUCCAUACGCUACCAUCACAGAAGCAGCUGAACUCAUCAUUUUUCUAUUUGAGCAUUCAUCCACCAUGAAUGCGGCUUUUGCUCAUUUUGUCGACAAGCAGCUCUUCGACUUGUUCACUAAGAACUCUAGCACGGUCUCCAUCCCCACCACUACCUGGGGCCUAUCAAGGAUUAUAGGCGCCUUUGUUGCUGGGCUGUCGUCCGGGAAAUUGGAUCCUCAGAUACGCCAGAGAUCUUUGGAAUACCUCCAUGAACCAGGGUCGCUUCACACAGCUUGCGCUGUUCUAAUUACUCAGGAUAACAUUCCUGCACUUCAUCAACUUGCACUCCUACGCUGUAAUGACCCUGUUUGGCCUCGAUGUUUGCAGAGUCUUCAAGAGAUAGAUGUUCUUGAUCCUACAUAUGAUUGGCGCGGUUACGGCUUGACAUCCCGGUACAUCGCAGAUCUCAAGGCUUUCAUCGAACGAAAUUGUGUAGAGCUCGGAACGGACACUUAUGGGUCUGGCACGGCUCCCGAUGUGCGAUCCGUUCGGGGAAAUGAUGAACCGGCGAAAAGUGCUUGGUCUAAAGUGAUGUCACGGUCCCAUCUACUGCAUUGGGCCAGACGGCACCGUACUAGAGAAGCUCUUCCCGAGGAAGUAGCAAUAUCUAGCAACAGGUGA
Molecule: messenger RNA, 2838 nt
Organism: Desarmillaria tabescens
Lineage: Eukaryota; Fungi; Basidiomycota; Agaricomycetes; Agaricales; Physalacriaceae
Exons: 4
Coding region: 1-2838 (945 amino acids)
Source: RefSeq, a predicted model, not a curated record